Molecule: messenger RNA, 2364 nt
Organism: Labrus mixtus (cuckoo wrasse)
Lineage: Eukaryota; Metazoa; Chordata; Actinopteri; Labriformes; Labridae
Gene: chst1
Product: carbohydrate (keratan sulfate Gal-6) sulfotransferase 1
Exons: 6
Coding region: 372-1703 (443 amino acids)
Biological process (GO): carbohydrate metabolic process; N-acetylglucosamine metabolic process; keratan sulfate proteoglycan metabolic process
Cellular component (GO): Golgi membrane
Molecular function (GO): keratan sulfotransferase activity; N-acetylglucosamine 6-O-sulfotransferase activity
Source: RefSeq, a predicted model, not a curated record
GGGUCGAGACGGGGGGCAGAGACUGUGUGAGAGAGGCACAGAGGUGUUGAAACGCGGUGGGGACAGACAGAGCAGUAUUCCCCCCCCCCCCCCCCUGUGCUGAGUUGCUCACAUGUUAUAUGCAUUAGCGCAAUACCCUGUGUGUAAAAAUGGAUACCGGUCGUCACGAUUUCUAACACACGGGUGUAAACAUUUGGGUCGUGUCCUCCUCCCUCCAUGUGUGGACCACAGACAGACGAGCUUCGGUGGAGCUCCCGGUAACAGUAUUCGUCAUGUCGCCUCCACAGCCCACUCGUCGCCUCCUGCUGACGGCAACGACACUGAAAAGAGCAGACUCUGCCUUGGCGUCCUGAUGCAUAAGUCAAGCCACCAUGCAGUGUUCUUGGAAGUCUGUGAUGCUGCUAGCAUUAGCAUCCAUCGCCAUCCAGUACACGGCUAUCCGCACCUUUUCCACCAAGCCUCUUAGCCUGCUGUAUUCUGGUCUGACACCUACGGGCCAUGCAGUCAACUGCAGCCUCAGAGAUCUGACUAAACUUGGCCAGCAGAGACUCGAGGGCACAGACCAAGGCUGCGAUGAGGCCAGGACACCCUCUGCCUCUUCUGUUGACUCGGUUAAUGCCAACAAGAGAACCCAUAUUCUCAUUCUGGCUACGACACGGAGUGGAUCCUCCUUUGUGGGUCAGCUGUUCAACCAGCAUCCAGAGGUAUUCUACCUGUUCGAGCCUCUGUACCAUGUCCAGCUGGCUCUGCUCCCACGGCUGUCACAGAGCAAGAACCAGGCUGAGAGGAGGGUGAUGCUGGGAGCAGCCAGAGAGAUGCUGAGGUCUCUGUACCACUGUCAGCUCAGCAGUCUGGAGACCUACAUACGGCCCCGUCCCUCCAACCACUCCACUGACAAGCUGUUCAGACGAGGAGCCAGCCGGUCUCUAUGCACCCCUCCUGUAUGUGAAGCCCCUCUUGGCCUGGAGGCUCAGAGUCUGGUGCUGGCUGAUGAGGGGGAGUGUGUGAGGAGGUGUGGGCCGCUCAACCUGUCGCUGGCUGCUGACACCUGUAGAGGAAAGCGCCAUGCAGCCAUCAAGACCGUCCGGAUUCCCCAAAUCAGUGACCUCAGAGCGCUGAUCCAGGACCCGAGACUCAACCUGAAGGUUGUCCAGCUUGUUCGAGAUCCACGCGGCAUCCUGGCAUCCCGUAUCGAGACAUUUCGAGACACUUACCGUCUGUGGCGUCUGUGGAGAGCGACCGGACGGCGUCCCCACAACCUGGACCUGGGACAGAUCAACACAGUGUGUGAGGACUUCCUCCGGUCCGUAUCCACAGGGCUGCUGUCCAGACCUGCCUGGCUCAGAGGGAGGUACAUGCUGCUCAGGUAUGAAGACCUGGCCAGGUUUCCUCUCCAGAAGGCCCGAGAGCUUUACGCUUUCCUGGGUCUUGAUCUGGACCACAGUGUAGAGGACUGGAUCAUCAACAACACUCGGGGUACUAGUGAUCUGUCGUCACGGCAGAAGUUCACCACAGUUCGGGACUCUGCUGCUAAUGCAGAGAACUGGAGGGUGAAGCUGUCCUAUGACAUGGUCGUUUACACCCAGACUGCCUGCAAACCUCUGCUUGAACUCCUCGGAUACAAGAGAGUUUUCCACCCCAGAGAACUGAGAAAUGUCUCACGGUCCUUGGUGGAGGACAGGACGUUCCUCCCAUUUCUUUAAACAACUGAUGAUUUACAUCCAUCCUAUACAGGCUUUAGGAAACCAUCCGUCAAAGCAGUACUAUAGUUUAUGAAGCACAUUACAUUAUGGAAGCUGUCUUACUGACCAAUCUGGUUUUUCUCACCAUGUCUGUGCUGGAAAAAGAGCUGUGACCAUCCGUCUAUCUGUUUAAAACUUAAAGUUCUAUAAAAGAAUCCAGAAUUAUUUCUCUUUGAAGCAGUUAUCACAUCUAUCUAUCUAUCUAUCUAUCUAUCUAUCUAUCUAUCUAUCUAUCUAUCUAUCUAUCUAUCCAUCCAUCCAUCUAUCUACAUAACUUCCCUGACCCAUGACUAAUCAACUAUGUAGGUUACAGCCAUUUUUCUAAUGUAUAUUUUUACAUAAUGGUGGGUAUUCUCAGUUGGACAGUGCUAUGAAAAUGAAUUUCCCCAUGUGGACUCUAAAGUCUAAACUCUAUAUAUAAUCUAUAUAGCAGCAAUACAUGCGGUACAAUCACAAGGUCGCUGACUUAAAUCAAUUUAUCACUAAAGGAGGAUUCUGGUUUUAUAAAACCUUGGGUUUCACAUUUUGGGGUCAAGGUGAACAUGGAAAGUACUAAAUGUUUUUGAAUAGCUUGAGUAGAUCUCUCCAACCAGCUUUGGAAAAACAGGCUGUAAUGUAAAGG